AUGACCGAAAAUAAAAAGGCCUCCCUGCCCUUUCCAGCAACAUGCAUCCUCGUCUCUUUCGCGUUUACCUCUUACCUCCAUCGCACCUGGAUCUCACAGCAAAUUCGAGCAUUCAAGCGCCUCAUCCGACACACCGCGAGCAAGACCAAGCGUCCAGUCCGCCGACAGCCACAGCAAAUUACAGAUACCUGGUGCAAUGUAACCGCAUCGAGAAGCUACAACAUCCUCGCUCCAUCUACUCGAACCGGUACAGCCAACGAGGUGCUCACGACCUACUCAACCAACGAGCACUCACCAUGGGACUCUGACAACACCAGCACAGACACUGCAUCCAAUCUAGACACGGAGAACGACUCAGAUACCAGCAGCAGCACCGAAGAUUCAACCACUCCCCUUCGCCUCCAUCCCGACCAACCUGGAUCCUCAAUUCCACCGGCCGAUACCGUACAAUGGGAAAUCGAGCUCGACGAGAGUAUUCGCAAUGGCCGUGGCCCGGGUGCUUGGCUGGACAGAAUGAUUGACAGGGUUGUUCGCCUUGUCGUUGGGGAUUUCGACGCCGAGAUGCGUGCUCAGAUUGAAUUGUCUGCUGUUAGCCGCCGAGGAAUGGUCAUACCUGGAGGGUUUCCAGAGAUCUAG
Penicillium daleae is the source of this 636-nucleotide messenger RNA. RefSeq lists its product as uncharacterized. The coding region runs from base 1 to 636 and encodes 211 amino acids. The record is from RefSeq and is a predicted model, not a curated record. NCBI's taxonomy places the organism in Eukaryota, Fungi, Ascomycota, Eurotiomycetes, Eurotiales, Aspergillaceae. The transcript has 2 exons.